Molecule: messenger RNA, 2128 nt
Organism: Oryza sativa Japonica Group (Japanese rice)
Lineage: Eukaryota; Viridiplantae; Streptophyta; Magnoliopsida; Poales; Poaceae
Product: protein neprosin
Source: RefSeq, a predicted model, not a curated record
GGUGACACCACACAGAACCCCACUGAGAGAGGCCAGCCAAAGGUCACCAAUGGAUUCUGGAGAGAGAGAAGGAGAGAGAGGGGACAUGAAAAACAUAUGGCUAGUAAAAUGAUGUAAGCAUGGAGAUGUGGGGUGCUCAUUUUGAGACAAUUAUGCUGGUCCUUGAAACCUAAAAGCUGUGCUGGUUGGUGAAGAUCACUGCAAUUCGCAGCCAUUUCCCAUUGCUAAUUGCUACCACUCCAACAUCACAACAACUUUGCAUUGUUAGUUGUUAACUUCACCUCCUACUCUCCUAGUUUAUUUUUAGCCUCAUUUUCACCUGAUACAUGGACUAUCUUUCUACUACUAUGUGGUAACAAUAUCCAUGUAUUUAUAGGGAGGAGAAGAAGAAGACAAGAGCACCAAUGUGUGGCAGAUACAGACAGUUUUCAGGAGAGAGCACAAGAAGAGGCAGCAGCAGAAGUUGCAGCAGCUAGCUUGUCAUUGAUCGGAAAUCGGAUCCCACUACAAAAUUCAGGCGGCUCCAAAAACCCAGAUCGAUGAGCUCCACUCUGAUGGCUUCUUGCUGCUUCAUCAUCUCUUACAAGAGGCCUCGCCCAAUCAUUGCCACCUUUGUCCCCUUCCUCCUCCUCCUCUUCUUCUUCGCCGUCGUCGUCGCCGCCUCGUCGUCCAGCAAUGGCACGGCGGCGGCGCUCCACCCCGGCGAGGAGCUGCUCCGGCUUGAGAGAGUCAGGGCACAGCUCGCCAGGGUCAGGAGAGCUUCCGUCAAGACGAUCCAGAGUCCCGACGGCGACGUGAUCGACUGCGUGCCGUCUCACCUGCAGCCGGCGUUCGAGCACCCGAGGCUGAGAGGCCAAAAGCCAGAGGAGCCGCCCUCGGCGAGGCCGACGGAGACGACGAGGAGGAGGAGGAGGAGGAGGAGGAGUCACGCCCACGGCGGCGGCGGCGGCGAGCACCGGGAGGAGGAGGACGACGGCGAGCACGGGUUGCGGCAGGCGUGGUGGGCCGCCGGCGAGGCGUGCCCGGAGGGGACGAUACCGGUGAGGCGGACGACGGAGGCCGACCUGCUGCGAGCCAGCUCCGCCGCCGCCGCCGGCGGCCGGUUCGGGAUGAAGCCUCGCGGCGUCGGCGUCGUCGGCGGCGCGGCGCGGCGCGACUCCACCAGCAGCGGCCACGAGCAUGCGGUGGGGUACAUGAGCGGGGGGCAAUUCUACGGGGCGAAGGCGAGCCUGAACGUGUGGCCGGCGAAGGUGGCGUCGCCGGCGGAGUUCAGCCUCUCCCAGAUCUGGCUCAUCUCCGGCUCCUUCGGCAAUGACCUCAACACCAUCGAGGCCGGAUGGCAGGUGAGCCCUCAGCUGUACGGUGACAACAACCCAAGGUUCUUCACGUAUUGGACAAAUGAUGCGUACCAGGAGACGGGUUGCUACAACCUGCACUGCUCAGGGUUCGUCCAGACCAACAGCCGGAUCGCCAUGGGCGCCGCCAUCUCCCCCAUCUCCUCCUUCGCCGGCCGCCAGUUCGACAUCACCCUCCUCAUUUGGAAGGACCCGAAGCAGGGUCACUGGUGGCUGCAGCUGGGGUCGGGUGCGCUGGUGGGCUACUGGCCGUCGUUCCUCUUCAGCCACCUGGGCGCGCGCGCCGACAUGGCGCAGUUCGGCGGCGAGGUGGUGAACACGCGGCCGUCGGGGUCGCACACGCCGACGCAGAUGGGCAGCGGCCGCUUCCCCGGCGAAGGGUACGGCCGCGCCGCCUACUUCCGCAACGUCCAGGUCGUCGACUGGGACAACAACCUCAUCCCCGCCGCCGCCCUCCGCCUCCUCGCCGACCACCCCGCCUGCUACGACAUCGCCGGCGGCCAGGGCGCCGCCUGGGGCAGGUACUUCUACUACGGCGGCCCUGGCCGGAACGCCCGCUGCCCAUGAGAUGAUGAUGCUAGCUAAUUCAAGGAAAAUAUACGAUAGAGUAAAUCUUCUCUUUGUUUUUUUUGCUUUUUCUUUCCCUCUCAAUCUUCUUCAGGUUCUUGUGUGACUGAGCAUAUGUUCAUCGAGUUUUAGCUUAGUUUGAUUAUUUAUGUAUAUUUUUGCAUUCAAAUUUACAGUCUUACAUCUUCUCUUUGUUGCAUGUGUAA